CAAUCACCUGCGUUGUCAUGGCGGGUGAAUGUUCUAAACAUCGCUUGAAGUUUGUCGGUUUUCGUCUGUUCUGAGAUAAAAAUCACGUCGUUUCUUUAUCUUGAUUUAUAGAAGAAAAAAUUUCAUCCCAAAAUUUUCUUCGCGAAAAACAAUAUUUGGGUCGAAAUUUAAACGAAAGAAGAUUGGAGAAGGGUAAUACGAUGGAGUCUCCCCAAAGCGGUAGUCAGGUUUCAAUGUCGGAGACUGCUUCAGUUGCAGGGACAGUUAGCUCUGAGAGUUCUGUGGGUAGGACACCUAGUGUGUCUGCGACACCAGAGAGUAUUCCCGCUUCUACACCAGCUCCUGUUCCUCAACCAAAAUCCCAGCCGCCUAAACGACGUGGCAAAGGUAGAUACCGUACUUACAAGUUUGUUUGAUCUGAGCUACUUUUGUUUAGAAUAAGCUUUUGAAAUUUUAAUAUUUUUUCUUAUUUCCACUUUCAAGAAGAUUCAUUUGCAUUCUUCUUUAACAUAAGUUCGUUGUCUUACACAGAAACCAUUUGGUUUUAUCAGGUUGAUCUGAUUUCAACGGUUGUCAUGCAUCAGAUGACCACUAAAUGGCAAAAUUCUCAUAUUUUACAGUCAUAAGCUUAAUCUUAAUAAGGGAGUACAUAAGAUUCAGGUCAUUCAUCCCAUGUUAACAUUUUGAAUUUCGAGAAGUACCUUGAAGUUCUGCAUAGUCCACAUCAGCAUUUGGUGGUUUCAUUGUAUAGUUUUGAUGGGUGAUGUCCAGUUAACAACAAAUCUUAGCCAUUUACACCCUAACAUCAAUAUGCAUAUUCUCCUUACUGGCUAUGCAUAUGUUCUAUACAUCUCACCCACUUUGGCUUCCCCAUCUCCAUGUAUACUUGCUUGAAAUUUUUCAUGGUUUACAUGCCUUAUUAUAUCCAUUUUGAGAUCACUUGUGAUCCUUGUCAUCUGAUUGGCUCUCACCCGAGGGUUUUAUUCGCAAAUUGCAGCAUUUUAUGCUCUAAAUGGCAUCUUUUUCCCAGCCAAUGAGACAGCUUUACUAAAAAAAAACAACUGAUCAAAUUUUAAGGCUUUUUUAAAGAAAUCAAUCAAAUUGCAGGAAAAUGAGAGACAACUUUGUAACUUUUUACAAACCAGCUCAGUAUACUGGAUCAAUAAAAUACAAGUACAGACUUAAAAACUUGUAACAAACCUUAACACCCUAGCAUCAAUAUGCACAUUCUCUAUACAUUUCCAAAGGUGCUGACAAGGACAAAUUGUUUAAAAAUCAAGAGCUUCUUUAGUUGGUGAUAAUUUCUUUUAUUCUCAUGACCUAAAUGUUUCAUUUAGGGAUGAUUUUCCAGGGAGAAAUUAGAUGCUAGUCACCCUCAGGGAUUAAAGGGUUAAGAGACAGAAUUUUGCAAUUUCAAAAUGGAUGUAAUAAAGUACUGAUUGAGCUUUGAGUUAGUUGCACAAUUUUUUAAUCUGAAAUCAUGCUUGUGAUUUUGAAAUCACAUGUAUGAUUUCAGACAAAAUUACUCUCCACUCAGUUCAAUCACCAUUAUUAACCAUGAUGGCAGACUUUUUCACUGUUUCUCUCAUGAUAAUGUUAAAAUAUAAUAGUCACUAAUUCAUUAUUUUCAUCUACCUUGCUCAGCUCCAGAGUUGCCUGUUUACGAAAGAAGAAAUUGGCUCAUUCAUCUACAUUACAUCAGAAAGGAAUUUGAAGCCUGCAAGGUGGGAAACAUUCUUUCAUGAGUUGUACAUUUUGAUUAAUUUGAACUAAAAGAAAAUUCAUUUUUUGUUUCAAGUCUCAUUCUGUUUUGUUGUAGGCUCUGAUAAAAGAACAGCUUGCUGAAACUCAAGGAAUGUGUGAAUAUGCUUUGUAUGUGAAAGGUAAUACUCAUGUUUUUUUGACACAGAUUAAAUUAUCUGAGUAAACUCCUGCCAACAAGCCAUAUAUUUGGGAGUCUAUUUUUUCACUUAAUUUGCUUUUAGCAAGAUUGUACAUGUAACUGUCAAAUGGUGUUUUGUAUCACUAGUACACAGAGAGUUAAUUGCAUAAUCAGUGUGAUUCUUUAACCUUUAACAGCCUAACAUAAGUAUCCAUACUCUUCAUACCUUUCUCUAUAAAUUUCUUUUUGUACAGUCGAACCUCAAUUAUCCGGACUUUUCGAUUAUCCGGACUUUUUCUCUGGUCCUGUUUUUUUCAUGAAUAUUAAUGACCUUAGAUGUUAAAAACUUUAGGAGGUAAAGAAAUUCAGAAAUGUUGUUAAAAGUCAGGAAAAUUGCAUUUAAAACAGCGCAUUACACGCUCUGCUUUUGAAAGAUCAAGCGCUCGGAGACAAUAAGAGACAAGAAGCAUUCUAAUGCGUUCAGCUGAAUUUUGAUUGGUUCAGUAUUGUUUUGUUGCUAUGGGAAUGUCAUGCUUGAUCAGUUCGAUGAGCGUGGGUUAUGUAAACACACGAGAUGAUCAUAACUCAAAACGAAAACAUGUCUACAAAGCGAAAGCAAUCUGUUGAAGCAAACUUUUAGAAUUAAAAAUGUGUUGUCUUUAUUUCUUUUGUUUACAUUGUCUCAUUAAUAUUCAUAUUUUUGAUUAUCUGGACUCUCGAUUAUCCGGACUAUUUACCCUAGUCCCACCGAGUCCGGAUAAUUGAGGUUCGACUGUACUGACAAGGAGAAUUUGUUUAAAAAUCAGACAUUCAUGGGAUGGAGAUCAUCUCUGUUAUUCUCGUGAUCUCAAUGAAUGAUUCAGCAGCAUUACUGCAAGGAGAAACUAGCUGCUGGUUUAAGUGUUUUCUUGUAUUUCUUAUCACACUUAAUCUGCCUUUUUCCUGUAUCAGUCAGUUUUUUAGAGCUUUCAGUUAUUUAAUGUUGUGAUUGUGAGUCAGCUAUAUGAUCAUUUGCUUGCUGAAUUUGAGUUAACUUUAGCCUAACCCACGAUAUUAAACACUACGUUGAGAUAAAAUUUUAAAUUAACAUCAUUCUUUAGGCAUCUGAUAUCCAUGUGGUAGGCUAGCUAAAGGUAGCUAAAAUUUCAACAUUGACUAGGUAACAUGUAGUCUGAUCGCCAUAAAAUAGGAUUAAGUGAUAAAAAUCAUGGGAAUUUAGCAUUGGACAUUCUACAAGGUGCCUCUUUUUAUCCAGUGUUUCUAGGUCAAAUUUAAAUUUAAUUUUAAGGUUGUGCACCAAGUUAAAAUGGAAAUUUAUGGGACAAAUGAUGUAAAGUUGAACAGGAUUCCCUUUUUUCCAUUGGCUGAUUCAAGGUUAUGAAUAUGAUACAGUGUAAAAAAUGCUGCUCAGACUGUCAGAAUCUCAUUUACUGAACUUGAUAUUUUUAUAAACUUAAGAGGAAAGACAUAAUGGGAGAAUCUUGUGCCGUGGACAAAUUUUUUGCCUCUUUUUCAGCAUUAAUUCUUCGUCAAGAGGGUCAAAUCCAGGAAUCAUUGGAUCUCUUUCAGAGGACUGUUCAAAUCAAUCCUCAGAGUGCUGACAACCUCAAACAAGUUGCAAGAUCUCUGUGAGAGUUUAUUUUUUACUUGGCUGAAGAGUAGAUCAGCUUCAUUACUGCAUGUGUUACCUUUGUAGAAAGAUCUGCUUAGCAUAGCUACUUUUACAGAUGUCACCACUGUAGCAAACACACUGGCAAAUUUCAAAACAGUUACAUGAACAAUACAAUUUAUUCAUAACCAGUAGUUUCUGAAACAUGAUUAAAUUAAAUUACACUACAGCCAACUACCAACAACAAUAAUUAAAAUCACAAAGCAAAACACCAAACAACAAAAGACAAUGCAAAACGUACCUGACGGUUUGGAUAGAAGGGGUACACGAGAUGCAGCUAAGAAACGAUCUUAACACGACAAACUGUGUAACAUUACUGUUCUUUUUGCGUGAAAAUUUCAAUAUGUGUCUACGGACAUGAGGGGACUGAAGCCUAAUUUGUAGAUAAACCACUGGCCCUUAAAUUUGUUGUAAAAAAGAUGUUUUGGUAAUUUCAAUUUUUUUCAGUUUUCUUCUUGCUCGCCACAAGGCUGCUCUUGAAGUGUUCAAUGAAGCUGCAAAACUUAGCACCAAGGACUGGGUAGGCUGAGAAACUUUUUUCUUGUGACCCAAUUUUUUAAUAGAGAGAUAAAAAUCUUGGCAAGAGAAAACUUAAAGUAAUUUUUAAAAUUUCUCUUACAUACAGGAAAUUUAUCAUAACCAAGGUGAGUCCAAGUCCACUAGUAAACUCCUGUUCAGGUAUUUUUUUCAUUAGAGCCACUAUACUUUCUGUUCUGUCCACCAAACGACCAAAGAUACCAACACAGAAGAUGAACAGUAUUUAAUUUAAAAUAUAAAGAAACUAUGAUGGCACUCAGCCUUACAAGUGUUCAAAACAAACUGAAAACUUACCAGUACUUCUUGACUGCCUUAUUAUUGACGUACAUUUUGGCAAAUAACUGGUUAGUAAUUACAAUAACUGGUUAGCAUGGUUGUUUCUGCACAACUGAAACUUUUAACUAUGUUAUGAGACUUUAAAUUAUACAUUUUAUGUGACAAGCAUUCCAAUAACUAUUGCGUUAUCUAAAUUCAAACAGAGUGUGCCUGUACAACAUUCAGUAACCAGUGCAUGCAUUACACCAAUCAAUUUCAUGUAAUUAGAAUGAGCUGAAUGUUCAGGGAAACACUUUCCCACUUUCAGGUGUUUGCUAUGUCUACAUGAAAGAUUUUGAAAAGGUUAGUUCAAAUAAAAUAGUAUUUUAUUGGCAAAAUAUUUACAAUUAGAAUUUGAUUAUGACUGAAAUCAUAUCUACUCAUAGAAAAAGCCAAAAAACAAUUAAUUCUUUUUUUUUUUUUUAAUUCAGUUUCCAUGCAUCGUGUAGUUAACAGCUUAUCACAAUGUAUAUCAUGGAUAUUGUGAAUGUAAUCCUAGGCAAAAGAUUGUCUGACGCAUGCCUUGCAGUAUCACCGUCAUGAUGCAUCUUUCAUACAGCUAGGAAAAGUUUUACUCUUAGAGGGAGAAACAGAAUCUGCCAUUGAUAUUUUCAAGAAAGCAAUAGAGUGAGUACUUCUUAACAAAGAGUAACUCUUUUCUCACAAGAUCUCAUUAGUAAUAGUACUGACUACCAAACAUUCUUAGGAUUUGCUAUCUCUUAGAAUUUGGAAUUGAUCAAGUGAUAAUCCCCUUGUUUAUAUUUUCUUUUACUGUCAUCGCUUGUAUGCUUGACAUUGCAUUGAUGUUGUAUUGAAAUUGUUCAGUAACAUCCACAGUCUUGUCAAUAGACCUCUGGUUUGCUCCCAGUGUUUUCAUUUUUAUUUUUAACAUAUUUGUGAUGAAUCAUUUAACCCUUUACUCCCCUAGUUAGUAAGUAAGUAAAGACUAUUUAAAGAGGGUAGCACUAAAAUAGUAUAAGAAUACUAAAACACCAGUGGCCCUCUAAAAUUAUGUACAAUACGGAUGUUAAAAACUAUGGCAGAACAAUGAGAUAAUAUAACGAAUAAAAAUACAAGAGAUAAGAGAUAAAAUCAAUUAAAAGUACAAAAGUAUAACUAAAUCACAGAAUAAAACUAUUUAAAAGCUGCUGUUCUUCAAAAAUUUUUUUCCAAAGAGAGUUCCUAAAAGAAUUAAGUGACACUAUUUUCCACAUAGAUAGCGGUAAGCUGUUUACAGGCUUGACAGGCAGUCACAGUAAAUGUUCUUCCCCCUUCAGUUAUACGUUUGAUAACUGGGCGAGCAAUAUUGAAAUUGACAUACCUAGUCUGCCGUGAAUGAGUGUCGCUAGUAAGCUUAAGUAAACUUUUAAAAUAGGUUGGUAGAUGCCCUAAGACUGUCUGAGGCUAGCCCUACUUUCUCCUUACAGGAUCACCCUCAAAUUAAAUCUAAGGGUCAUGAGAAUAAAGGAAGAGAUCACCAAUUUAAGAAGCUCUUGAUUGCUAAACAAAUUCUCCUUGUCAGCACCUCAGGAGUUCAUAGAGCACUGUAGGGAUAAUGUGUAUACUGAUGUUGAGGUGUCAGCAGUUGAAAUAGUUUGUUUCCUUGAUUUGCUUUGCUGCUGUGACUGUAGUAAAUUCUCUUGUUUAUUCUUUUUCUCAGAUUCUCACCUGAAAAUCCAGAUCUCAUGACAACACUUGGACUGCUCUACCUAGAGGUAAAAUGACCCCUUAACUCCCAAGAUCUGAUUGUUAAUUCUCUCCUCUAGCUGCUACAAAUUUCCUUGUAAAUUAGUUACAAGAUUUUGAUGUUAGAUCAAGAUGAAAACUUUUACCCUACAAGUAUGAGUAUUCUUAUUACUUGUUCGCUGGAUAAUAUAUGCUGUAGGGAAAAGUUACAAUUUAAUCACCACUGAGAGCUUAAGGGUUCAGCAAAAAUUUCUUGUGUAAAAUCAGUGGACCUUUUUUGAAGGUUAAAUCAAUUAUCCUUCUUUUUCCUUGUUGCGUAAAGCGCAUCCACAUUUCUCUUCUAUCACACUUUAUCUUGCAGCUUGGUCAGACGUCAAAAGCUUUUGAGCAUCUUGGCAAUGCAUUAACGUAUGAUCCAAGCAAUGUAAAGGUGAGAUUUUGGCACUCUCUUCCUUCCUUAUGUACCAUGUACGUGGAAUUAAUUUUUUUCUAUUGGCACAAUCCUUUAAAUUAAAUAUACCACAAGAAUCAACGAUAGCAAAAUGUUAUAUGUGUGCGUUUUAAUGGAGAAGGUAACAUAGUAAGUUAGUAUUAUUAACGAUCGAGUUGAUAACGUAAGUCGGCCACCGUAGAGUUUCAAAGCUGACGUUUCGAGCGUUAGCCCUUUGUUAGAGCAAAUUUCGCCCUUUCGUACUUUGUCCUUCGCUCCAAUGAAAGGCUAACGCUCGAAAAGUCAUCUUUGAAACUCUUUACGGUGGUUUAUAUACGUUAUCGACUCGCUGGUUAUACUUAAUUACCCUGUUACACUCUCCCACCGACGCAGCAUACAGUUUCUUUAGAAACUAACCCCUUUAUUCAUUUGUAAUGGACAAGUUUUAACUCAUGUGGUUUCUAAUGCACACUUCUCCUGUAAUUAUUUAACUGUGCUUUCGUGUUUUAUUGCCAGGCUAUCUUGGCAGCUGGUUCUAUGAUUCAGUCACACGGUGACUAUGAUGUGGCACUGACCAAAUACAGAAUAGCAGCCGCAGCUACGCCUGAAUCACCUCACUUGUGGAACAACAUCGGCAUGUGCUUCUUUGGAAAAAAGAAAUAUGUCGCAGUAAGUUGAUUAACAAGCAAAUUUUAUAGUUUAGGCGUCUAAUCGACCAGAAUUGGGUUUGAAGAUUUUCAAAGCGUAUUAAAUAUUUGUAAGAGUUUCCUGAACAUAUGACAUAUUCGUUUUUGUUUUGUUUUGUCUUUUUGGUUACGUUGAUGCUAGCAAAUUUUCAAUAUUGAGUACCCGAAGUAACAUGGGUUUGCUUUGUUUGUUUUUUUUUGUUUUGCUCCGUGAUUGGUCCUGAAAAGGCGAGCUUUCUUUCCAAUUAAUAAGAUUUAAGUCUAAAACCGAAGGCGACCUGGUUGAUCGGGUUUUUCAGCGCUACAGGAAGUCUGCUUGUUUGCUCUCUGAAUUCCAACUAGUUCAUUGCGAUAAUUUCCCUUCUUCUGGCUGGUUGUUGUAAACAAUUUGGUAUUAGUUUUAUGAAAGUCAAUCGAAAUGCGCUCAGUGUCAUUCAAUAGUAAGUAAUAGGUUUGGAGGAUUUGCAGUUGAGCGAUCAUACUUCACUGUACUACGCAAAUGGUCGCACACACUUGCCACACUCCUACCCAAUCAGAUGCAAGGCUAGUACCGGUCACAACUUGGUUGCUUGUCUUUUUCCCGCCUUUUUACCCCCAAUUCCCCCGGUUCCCUUGAUGUUGGCUGUUGUUCAAAUUAAGUGCGGUGAUUAAUUGGUUUAGCUUUCGACAUUCAAUCGAAAAGCUCUCAAAGAUACGAAGAAAUAUUUAAAACUGCUACUUCCAGGCCUCUUACUCAUCUUGGUUUCCUCAGGCCAUCAGCUGUCUCAAAAGAGCUACAUACAUGGCACCGUUUGAUUGGAAAAUCCUUUAUAACUUGGGAAUCAUUCACCUUACAAUGCAACAGUAUCCUUUACACUUCACUGACAAGAUCGCUAAACGAGGAAGUAUUCGCUUACUCUCCUAAAGGGUUUGCUUAAAUCAUUGUGAUCGACAGUUCUUUGCAGUUCCGAUUUAUUUCAUUUAAUUCUUCCAUUUUAACUCUUUCACUCUCAAAAUCUCAUAAUUAAUUCUCCUUACUGUCUGCGAUACAUUUUUUAUGAUAUUAGUUCAGAGAAUGUGGUAUGGGAUGUUCUAAUAAUACCGUAAUUGGCAUUUUUAUUUAUUUACAUAAUUUGUUUGCUUUAGAUUGUAUGGAUAUUGUGAGGAGAAAUUAUGUCUUGGUCACUCAUGGGAGUAAGCGGUAACUUUUCGCAGUUGCCGCGGGCUGGAAUUUUGCGCGCGGAUUCUUUUGCGUCGACGAAGUAAUCACUAACGCAAGCGUACUAGAGUUAUUUCCUUAAUGUCCAUCAGAUACGCGUCUGCCUUUCACUUCCUUAGUGCAGCAAUUACCCUCAAACCGAAGCACGGUCACCUCUUUAUGUUACUUGCAAGUGAGUGUCGCUGUUCUUAUCACACGUGAGUUUCAUAAAACUUUCUGUUCUAUUUGUUUGAUAUGUUUAUCAAUGUUGUCCGUCAUAUGUAUCUUAUUUCAGUUGCCCUGACACACCUGGAGGAUCACGAGAAUGCUAGACAUGCAUACGAACAGGCAGCAAACUUAGACAAGUGAGAAUAUCAAUAGAAUUAUACUCAAAUUUUACAAAAAAUAUCAAUAACAAGCUGUGUUUCCUCCAUUCGGCCCAGGUUACUGAUCGAAAUCAGAAGAAAAGGUUAAGUCUCUACUGCAGCCAAGGAGCCCACCCAGCCGUAGAUUAUCCCGGUUUCUUUAGCUUGAAUUGACAAGGAGUAUCACUACCCCCCUCUGGAUGGGAUGACGAAAAAAUUCGUAAACAGCUAGCUUGAGUAACAAAGAACUAAUUCUAUUAGUUGGUACAGCGGGAUUCACUUGCGUAUACGUUUAUCGAUGAAGAAUGAUAAUUGGUUUUUAAUUUUGGUGACACUUGAUGAUAAUCCUUUGACUGUUGAAUUUUUUUAUUUUUAUUUCAGCUCCGAUCCUUCUAUAAACUUGAACUUCUCGAUUUUCCUGUAUAAUACAGGCGAGAAGAAAGACGCUGCGAAACAGUUUAACAUUUACGAGAGAAAAAUGGAAUCCUAUCGAUUAGCCAAAGGUGUCGAGAUUGACGCAGAGGUGAAUUUGCCAUCUCAUAUCGUUUAACCCGUUUGUAUUCUCCAUACUGUUCUCUAUACAUUUCCCAAGGUGUUGCCAAGGAGAAAUUGUUUAACAAUCAAAAGCCACUAUAAAAAGAUAUUAUUACAGUCGCAGCACGUCCUAGCAAUUCUGCCCUCUCUAUGGAAAUAGACUGCUUUUUUUCGUCAUAGCUUUCCUACUUUGUAUUUACUUGAUUUUCAAUUUCUUCAUGCUUGCUGUUACAUUCUUUCCUUUAUUGUAACCAACAGCUUGUGGACGUAGCCAAUAAGCUCGGUCCAGCUUUACAAGUCGGAGAGAACCUAGUCUGGGAAGGAAGUGACGCUGGCCAGUCAUCACGGGCGGGUUCCAGAGAUCCCUCAGCGCCAGAGUCAGUGGCGAGCAGUAGCUCGUCUUUUCAAGAGGAUGGCUCUUUUGUGUGAACUUUUUAACGAUACAACAUGGUGUAAUGCUCGUUGCAGAGUUCCCCAAUAUCCCAUUUUGGUGCUUGCUGAACUGAAACUUUGUAGAAUAAACUGUGUUAAUUGCAUGUGAAUAAUACUUUUUACAGCAGUUACUAUGAUCUACCGACUAUGCGUUUUAGUAGAUUUUGAUCUUUAAGCGUGGGUAUGUAUUUUCCCGCAUUUUCUGCGUUCAAACCCCGACACCUUCAAAGAUCUUUUUCAGGAGGGUACACUUGCUGCUUUUUCUGCCUUUUUCGUACCACUGCCUGUGGUCGUAAUCCAGGGUAAGGCUUAUGACGACACGAGAUUUACACUCUGCAAGGGACUCUUUGUCCAAAAUACACUUUUACGUUUGCUGAGACCGUUACAGUAGAACCGACCAACUUCAAGUAAAGUUCACUCUGCCUGAGAACAAAAUUCAUCCAAUUUCAAAUUCAAAAGAUUG
Molecule: messenger RNA, 10176 nt
Organism: Pocillopora meandrina
Lineage: Eukaryota; Metazoa; Cnidaria; Anthozoa; Scleractinia; Pocilloporidae
Source: the annotation of a GenBank genome assembly